Effrenium voratum is the source of this 246-nucleotide messenger RNA. The record is from the annotation of a GenBank genome assembly. Lineage: Eukaryota; Dinophyceae; Suessiales; Symbiodiniaceae.
AUGCCGUGCAGCUUCCUGGAUCCGCUGCCAGCUAUCCAGGGUCUCCGUGAAGCUUCUGGGCGAGGCCAGGGAAAGCCACUGGCAGUGCGGAGCUACAGCCUCGCAUGGUCUCCUGGCAUCCACUUCCGGACGCCUCGGCGGCUCCAGCGGGUGGUGCUACUGCUACUGAUGGCCCAGAGGCGGCCCGGCGCCGUAGCUCGGCUGCCGAAGGCCCUGUGGAUCGAUCGGAUCCUGCCGCUGCUGUGA